CGUGCCCAAGAUGGCGGCGGCCGGUGGCGGCUCCGCUCCCGUUUCGGGCCGCACCGUGAUGGUGCGGGGGCUGCCCGCCGCCGCCACCGCCGCCGACCUCGAGAGCCUCUUCGGCUGCCUCGGGCCCCUCCGCCGCUGCUUCGUCGUCACCGAGAAGGGCACCAAGACCUGCCGCGGCUUCGGCUACGUCACCUUCUCCCUGCCCGAGGACGCCCAGCGAGCUCUGCGGGAGGCCACCACCCUUGGUGGCCGCCGGCUCGGCGUGACACCGGCCCGGCAGAGGCCCAGGGAGGGGAGGAAGAAGCUGCAAAAGCAGGAGGAUGAGGAGGAGAAGGAGGCAGCAGCGGGUGUCCCCAAGGCCACCGCUGCAGCCCCCCCAGGACCGAAGAAGCCCCGAGGCGCCUCCAGGAAGGCCCGGCUGAUCGUCCGCAACCUCAGCUUCAAGUGCUCUGAGGACGACCUGAGGUCUCUCUUCUCGCCCUUCGGCACCGUGCUGGAGGUGAACAUCCCCAGGAAGCCAGACGGGAAGAUGCGGGGAUUCGCCUUCGUGCAGUUGGGGAACAUGCUGGAAGCGGCCAAAGCGCUGCGGGGGAUGAACAUGAAGGAGAUCAAAGGGCGGCCGGUGGCGGUGGACUGGGCCGUGGCUAAGGACAAGUACCGGGCGACGCAGGGCGGCCAGCCUGACGAGAGCGAGCAGAAACCUGGGGAGACCGAAGAGCAGAGUGUGGGCGAUGGUGAGGAAGAGGAGGAGGAAAAGGAGGAGGAGGAGGAAGAUGAGGAAAAAGCAGCUGGGAAGAUGAAGGUCAAGCUCUCCUCUGCUCAGGCACGGGGCCGGCCUGCGAAGGGGACGGCAGCUGCGGAGAGCAGCGAGGAAGAGGAGGAAGAUGAUGAAGGAGGUAGCGAGGAUGAUAACGAGCAGGAGGAGGGCUCGGAUGAGGGAGAGGAUGAAGAGGAGGAUGAAGAGGAGGAGGAGGAGGAAGAUGAAGGGGGGGCCGCGCCCGAGAAGCAGCGGGGGAGGGGGCAGCAGCCCCCCUCGGACGUGGGCGAGGGCCGAACCGUCUUCAUCCGGAAUCUCUCCUUCGAUACGGAGGAGGAGGCGCUGGGGGAACUGCUGCAGCAAUUCGGGGACCUCAAGUACGUCCGCAUCGUCCUGCACCCCGACACGGAGCACUCCAAGGGCUGCGCCUUCGCCCAGUUCCUGACGCAAGAAGCCGCCCAGAAAUGUCUGCAGGCUGCCCAGGAGGAGAGUGAGGCUGGGGGGCUGCGGCUGGACGGGCGGCUGCUCCGCAUCGAUCUGGCCGUGAGCCGCGAGGAAGCCCAGAAACUCCGCGGGCAGAAAACGAAGAAGCCGACGGGCACCCGAAACCUUUACCUGGCCCGCGAAGGCUUGAUCCGUGCCGGGACGAAGGCCGCGGAGGGCGUGAGCGACGCCGACAUGGCCAAGCGUGCGCGGUUUGAGGAGCUGAAGUACCAGAAGCUGCGGGACCAGAACAUCUUCGUGUCCCGCACCCGGCUCUGCAUCCACAACCUGCCCAAGGCCGUGGACAGCGCCCGGCUGCGGCGCCUCGUGCUGCGGGUGGCCGGCGGGGCCAGGGCCCUGCGCAUCAAGGAGUGCCGGGUGAUGCGGGAGCUGCGGGGGCAGGGGCGGUCCCUGGGGUACGCCUUCGUGGAGUUCGGGGAGCACGAGCAGGCGCUGGCCGCCCUGCGCAGCAUCAACAACAACCCCCACCUCUUCGGGGCCCAGAAGAGACCCAUCGUUGAGUUCUCGCUGGAGGACCGGCGGAAGCUGAAGCUGAAGGAGCAGCGAGCUCAGCGCAGCCUGCUCAAGCUGAAACGGAAGCCGGCGGAGAAGGAACCGGCUGCUGCCGGGGCAGCCGAGCCAACGGGACCCCCGGAGAAGCGGCAGGGAAGGAAGAAACCCCCCGCCAAGGGCCUCAAGGGCUCCCAGGGCCCGAGGGGACCCCCGGGGGGGGGACAGGAGGCGGCCCCGGCCCCCCCGAGCCACCCGACCCCCCCGGCCGUCGCCGUCCCCUGGUCCGGUUUCCGCACGGAGGCGCAGGUGGAGCGGGUGGAGCUGCCGGAUGGCACCACCAGGAAGAAGGUUUUGGCGCUGCCCUCGCACCGCGGGCCCAAGAUCAGGAAGCGGGACAGGGGGAAGGUGAAGCCUGUCCCCACCAAGCAGCCCAAGGGCAAAGCCCAGCGGCGGAAGGAGAAGAGCAAGGUGGCCCCCACCCAGGCGCGGGGGCGGCGGCAGGGCGGGGGGGCCGAGGCCCGGUUCAGCGAGCUGGUGGAGCGGUACAAGAGGAAGAUCCUGGGCAGCGACCCCCCCGCGCCCAAGAGGAGCAAGUGGUUCGAGAGCUGAGCCCCCCCCAGCACCCUGCCCCCCCCCCCAGGGGUGCUGGCCCACGGGGAGACCCGGGGGACCUGCUGGGGGGGAAAGGACUUGAGGGGUCCCCCCCUCCCUGGGCUCUGGGGGUGCCCCCAUCCUUUCUCCCCCUCCUCUCCCUGGGGUCUCAUGUGGUUUGGGAUCCUUGGGGGGGUGGAAGGAGGGGGCACCCCGCACCCCCCCACCUUGUCAGUGACAGGGUGUUGUAAAAUUGUAGGGAUAUAUUUUAAUAAAAAGCUUUUUGGA
This is a messenger RNA of Grus americana (Whooping crane), 2632 nucleotides long. RefSeq names its product RNA binding motif protein 28 (gene RBM28). The transcript is spliced from 19 exons. Gene Ontology annotation, molecular function: RNA binding. Bases 11 to 2362 code for a protein of 783 amino acids. Lineage: Eukaryota; Metazoa; Chordata; Aves; Gruiformes; Gruidae. The record is from RefSeq and is a predicted model, not a curated record.